GUGGAGCAGAGAGCAAGUUCCUCCUCUUUCCUCCCCCGAUUUUAAUAGGUAUAUUUUGCUUUCCUCCCUCGCUGGGAGAGACAGAGAGAAAAAUAGGUGUGGCGUCCUAGAUCUGGGCAUGCACAGGGGCAGCCUAGAAGGCCAACUUCUCCUUGCAGUCUUUUGCAGUGGUUGCUCUGGAAUAAGACACCAUCACACACCUGUCUGAUUUCUGCCUGCGUCUUCACUUGUGCGGCCAGGUUGCCGACUCUCUGGUGCCAGGAUGGCAGACGCUUCCUUGAUUUGCUCUGGGACAGUGAGCAGAGUUAGCUCCGUGCUCAACCGAGAGGUGAAGCAGUUUGGGAAGAAAUAUAUGUUUGAUGGGAACGAGGAGACCUGCUGGAACUCGGACCAGGGCGCCACCCAGUGGUUGACGCUGGAAUUUCCACAGACCGUCCAGGUUUCCCAGAUCCUCAUUCAGUUCCAAGGGGGAUUUGCCAGCCGAAAGUGUACCGUGCAAGGCUGCAGGAAAGGAGAAGAUCUUUCCCAGGUGGCUGAAUUCUAUCCCAAAGACACCAACUCUCUCCAAAUGUUCACCCUCAAGGAAGCACUUUUGGACAAACUGAAGAUCACCUUUGAAAACAGCACGGACUUCUUUGGGCGAGUUAUCGUCUACCAGCUCGACGUUCAUGGAGAGAAGCGUUGACCCCGGAGGACCUGAGAUGAUGAUGGUGAUCUCCAUUUGCAUGCUGUUCCCCCCACAUAAACGGGUCCAAAGCGGCUCGCAAAUGCAGAUCCUACCGGUGCCUUGCAUUCCUUUCCCCCCCAGAGCAGAAUCAUAGAAUAGUAGAGUUGGAAGGGGCCUGUAAGGCCAUCCAGUCCAACCCCCUGCUCAAGGCAGGAAUCCAAAUCAAAGCAUUCCCGACAGAUGGCUGUCCAGCUGCCUCUUGAAGGCCUCCAGUGUCGGACAGCCCACUACCUCUCUAGGUCAUUGGUUCCUAUCACCCCUUUGGUGACAGCUCAAUCACAUCCCAUCAUUUCAAAAGGUGCCUUUCCUUCCCAGUAGCUGGUGACUGGGACCGCCUGUCUCUCUUUUUGACCCAGGAAGGAUGACCUUGUCUGUCUAGCUCUCCCUUUCUUUGGCGUUUGUUAGGCUGCAUGCUCCUUGCGGGCGAGGACCUUGCUGUGCUGCCUGUGCAGCUCUGCCUAUUGCCAUACGCCCUAAUAAAAAGAAAUCCUAAUAUUACACGGAGAAGGAAACGAAUGGCUACUAGCCACAAUGGCCAACUUUUCCUUCCUCUGACGAGAGUUGCUGUUGCGCUCAGGGCCUGCUUGGGGGCCUUUCCCCAUUGAGGCCUUUGCCUGGCCACUGUGAGCCCUUUGGCCUCAUCCAGCAGCCAGGCUCCUCUGGCGUUCCUAACAGCUUGGGCUAUAAGGUUGAUGUGGAGGUAGCCCCACUAUACGCAACGGGUGGGUGCAUCAAAGUACGGCAUCAAGGUGCUCUUGUUUUGGUCAAGUUCAGUCCUGGGAAGAGUGAACAGGAGGCAUCUCGCAGGAACAGAUGAUGGUGCUUUAUCUCAAGAUUCCUGUUCUGCUCGGUCCCUGUAUCAGGAACUAUGGGCUCUCUGGCACGUUUUGUGGUGGGCACCUUCUCAGCUCUGCUACCUCUAUUCAGCACUGGUUAGGCCUCAUCUUGAAUACUGCAUCCAGUUCUGGACUCCGCACUUCAAGAAGGAUGCAGACAAACUGGAACGGGUUCAGAGGAGGGCAACAGGAAUGAUCACGGGACUGGAAACAAAGCCCUGUGAGGAGAGACUGAAAGAACUGGGCCUGUUUAGCCUGGAGAAGAGAAGACUGACGGGAGAUAUGAUAAGAACAUAAGAAGACCCUGCUGGAUUAGGCCAGUGGCCCAUCUAGUCCAGCAUCCUGUUCUCACAGUGGCCAACCAGGUGCCCCAAAGGGAAGCCGGAAGCAGGACCCAAGUGCAAGAACACUCUCCCCUCCUGAGGCUUCCGGCAACUGGUUUUCAGAAGCAUGCUGCCUCUGACUAGGGUGGCAGAGCACAGCCAUCAUGGCUAGUAGCCAUUGAUAGCCCUGUCCUCCAUGAAUUUGUCUAAUCUUCUUUUAAAGCCAUCCAAGCUGGUGGCCAUUACUGCGUCUUGUGGGAGCAAAUUCCAUAGUUUAACUAUGCGCUGAGUAAAGAAGUACUUCCUUUUGUCUGUCCUGAAUCUUCCAACAUUCAGCUUCUUUGAAUGUCCAAGAGUUCUAGUAUUAUGAGGGAGAAGAACUUUUCUCUAUCCACUUUCUCAAUGACAUGCAUAAUUUUAUACACUUCUAUCAUGUCUCCUCUGACCUGCCUUUUCUCUAAACUAAAAAGCCCCAAAUGCUGCAACCUUUCCUCGUAAGGGAGUCGCUCCAUCCCCUUGAUCAUUCUGGUUGCCCUCUUCUGAACCUUUUCCAACUCUAUAAUAUCCUUUUUGAGAUGAGGCGACCAGAACUGUACACAGUAUUCCAAAUGCGGCCGCACCAUAGAUUUAUACAACGGCAUUAUGAUAUCGGCUGUUUUAUUUUCAAUACCUUUCCUAAUUAUCGCUAGCAUGGAAUUUGCCUUUUUCACAGCUGCCACACACUGGGUCAACAUUUUCAUCGUGCUGUCCACUACAACCCCGAGGUCUCUCUCCUGGUCGGUCACCGCCAGUUCAGACCCCAUGAGCGUAUAUGUGAAAUUCAGAUUUUUUGCUCCAGUAUGCAUAAUUUUACACUUGUUUAUAUUGAAUUGCAUUUGCCAUUUUUCUGCCCAUUCACUCAGUUUGGAGAGGUCUUUUUGGAGCUCUUCGCAAUCCCUUUUUGUUUUAACAACUCUGAACAAUUUAGUGUCGUCAGCAAACUUGGCCACUUCACUGCUCACUCCUAAUUCUAGGUCAUUAAUGAACAAGUUGAAAGUACAGGUCCCAAUACCGAUCCUUGAGGGACUCCACUUUCUACAGCCCUCCAUUGGGAGAACUGUCCGUUUAUUCCUACUCUCUGCUUUCUGCUUCUUAACCAAUUCCUUAUGCACAAGAGGACCUCUCCUCUUAUUUCAUGACUGCUAAGCUUCCUCAGAAGUCUUUGGUGAGGUACCUUGUCAAACGCUUUUUGAAAGUCUAAGUACACUAUGUCCACUGGAUCACCUCUAUCUAUAUGCUUGUUGACACUCUCAAAGAAUUCUAAUAGGUUACUGAGACAGGACUUUCCCUUGCAGAAGCCAUGCUGGCUCUGCUUCAGCAAGGCUUGUUCUUCUGUGUGCUUAGUUAAUCUAGCUUUAAUAAUACUUUCUACCAGUUUUCCAGGGACAGAAGUUAAGCUAACUGGCCUGUAAUUUCCGGGGUCCCCUCUGGAUCCCUUUUUGAAGAUUGGCGUUACAUUUGCCACUUUCCAGUCCUCAGGCACGGAGGACCCGAGGGACAAGUUACAUAUUUUGGUUAGCAGAUCAGCAAUUUCACCUUUGAGUUCUUUGAAAACUCUCGGGUGGAUGCCAUCCGGGCCCAGUGAUUUGUCAGUUUUUAUAUUGUCCAUUAAGCCUAGAACUUCCUCUUUCGUUACCACUAUUUGUCUCAGUUCCUCAGAAUCCCUUCCUGCAAAUGUUAGUUCAGGUUCAGGGAUCUGCCCUAUAUCUUCCACUGUGAAGACAGAUGCAAAGAAUUCAUUUAGCUUCUCUGCAAUCUCCUUAUCGUUCUUUAGUACACCUUUGACUCCCUUAUCAUCCAAGGGUCCUCCCUAGAUGGUCUCCUGCUUUGAAUGUAUUUAUAGAAUUUUUUGUUGUUGGUUUUUAUGUUCUUAGCAAUGUGCUCCUCAAAUUAUUUUUUAGCAUCCCUUAUUGUCUUCUUGCAUUUCUUUUGCCAGAGUUUGUGUUCUUUUUUAUUUUCUUCAUUCGGACAAGACUUCCAUUUUCUGAAGGAAGACUUUUUGCCUCUAAGAGCUUCCUUGACUUUGCUCGUUAACCAUGCUGGCAUCUUCUUGGCCCUGGCGGUACCUUUUCUGAUCUGCGGUAUACACUCCAGUUGAGCUUCUAAUAUAGUGUUUUUAAACAACUUCCAAGCAUUUUCGAGUGAUGUGACCCUCUGGACUUUGUUUUUCAGCUUUCUUUUUACCAAUCCCCUCAUUUUUGUGAAGUUACCUCUUUUGAAGUCAAAUGUGACCGUGUUGGAUUUUCUUGGCAAUUGGCCAGUUACAUGUAUGUUUAAUUUAAUAGCACUGUGGUCACUGCUCCCAAUCGGUUCAACGACACUUACAUCUCGCACCAGGUCCCAGUCCCCACUGAGGAUUAAGUCCAGGAUUGCCGUGCCUCUGGUCGGUUCCAUGACCAACUGGUCUAGGGAAUAGUCAUUUAGAAUAUCUAGAAAAUUUGCUUCUUUGUCAUGACUGGAACACAUAUGCGGCCAGUCUAUGUCUGGGUAGUUGAAGUCACCCAUUACUACCACAUUUCCUAGUUUGGAUGCUUCCUCAAUUUCAUAUCUCAUCUCAAGGUCUCCCUGAGUAUUUUGAUCAGGGGGACGAUAGAUCGUUCCCAGUAUUAAGUCCCUCCUGGGGCAGGGUAUCACCACCCACAACGAUCCUGUGGAGGAGUCUGCCUCUUUUGGGGUUUCGAGCUUGCUGGAUUCAAUGCCUUCUUUCACGUAUAGAGCGACUCCGCCACCAAUACGUCCUUCCCUGUCCUUCCGAUAUAGUUUAUAUCCAGGGAUAACCGUAUCCCACUGGUUUUCUCCAUUCCACCAGGUCUUCGUUAUGCUCACUAUAUCAAUGCUUUCCUCUAAGACCAAGCACUCCAGUUCUCCCAUCUUAGUUCGGAGGCUCCUAGCAUUAGCGUACAGACACUUGUAAACAGUGUGUCUCUUCAAGUGUCUUUGGCACUUGUGGUUUGGCCUGUGGUAAUUUUGCUCUUCUGAAUUUAUAUCCUGUGCCCCUGCUCUCACAAUGCCUACCCCUUUUAAAAUUUCAUCAUUUCUUUGGUUUUUAUCCCAGGGGGGAGGUUUUUUCCGAACCGGACCUUCCUCAGCUCCUAAGAUAGCACUCUUCAAGUACAUGAAAGGUUGUCACAUAGAGGAGGGCCGGGAUCUCUUCUCGAUCAUCCCAGAGUACAGGACAUGGAAUAAUGGGCUCAAGUUGCAGGAAGCCAGAUUUCGACUGGACAUCAGGAAAAACUUCCUAACUGUUAGAGCCAUACGACAAUGGAACCAAUGACCUAGAGAGGCAGUGGGCUCUCCGAUACUGGAGGCCUUCAAGAGGCAGCUGGACAGCCAUCUGUCGGGAAUGCUUUGAUUUGGAUUCCUGCAUUGAGCAGGGGGUUGGACUGGAUGGCCUUAUAGGUCCCUUCCAACUCUACUAUUCUAUGAUUCUACCUGGAGGGCUGAGCCCGAGACCUUUUGCAUGCAAAGCGGCUGCUCUGCCGCUGAGCUACAACAGCCCUUUCCACUAAAAAAUAAAGUAAGAUCCCAGUCCUCAUGAAUAGGGCUUAUUUAAACAGGAGCACCGAAAGCUGCCUUAUACCAAGACACAUCAUCAUUCCAUCGAGUAUUGUCUACACAGGCCGGCAGCAGCUCUCCAGCAUUUCAGACAGUGGACAUCCGCCUGCCUUGCCUAGGAAUUGCACAGAGGACCUCCUCCACGCAGGGCAGUUUGUCUUCCACUUAGCCGUGGCGCGUUUCCCACAGGCAACUGGUUGGCCACUAUGAGCACAGGAUGUUGGACUAGAAGGGCCACUGGCCAGAUCCAGCAGGCUCUUUUGUCUAUAGUACAGUCCUCCAAAGGCCUGGUUUAUUGACGGCUGUAUCUUGAAGCACUGUGGGACAGAUUUUCCUCCACCGCCGAAGUUUGGCACCUUGAUUGUGAACAUGGUGACACACCCACAAUAUCGAGACGUGUAUACAUAUACUAAAUUGUAAGACUGGACCAAGAAAAGGAGAAUAUGGGUUCAUUCAAACACAGCUUGGAAAACAAAGUCUACAGACCAGGAGCCUUUGCCUUUAUUAUUUUAUUGUUUAAAAAGCGACUUAUUUUUCAUCAUUUUUUUACAAAAGCUUUCACACCUGCUCGCUUGGAGGGAUUCCCUGUUCGCCCCAGGUGAGCGACUACAACAAGCCGGCAAAGAAAAAGCCGUUUUGGUUUGCUUCCUAGAGACACCACAGUUUCUUUGGAUAUCGGAUGUGCAGUUGGUUUUAAAAAAUAAAAUUACUGUGCAUACAGACUUUUUUGCUCAAAACGGUAAUGGAAACCGACAAAUUUCUCUCUCCCGUCACGCAUCCCAGCUCAGAGGGGUUUGCAAAGUGCGGUGGGAGAAAAAUCUGGUGCUGUUUUGCUUCUGGUUUGGGGCGUGGAUCGCUUCAUGGGCCACCUGGAUUUUUUUUGCCUCUGUCAGCGUCUCCUUUGGUUGCGGUACGUAGCUCACGGGGCUCCCAGGGGGGUUAGUGGUUAUCCCCUCAAUAGCAGGAAGCAGGAUGUUCAGGGAGUCUUGCCAUCAUAAAUGCCCCAUCAUCUCUGUUUAAGAAGCCCUGCUGAAUGCCCGCUGGGUCUCACAUAUCCAGCCGCUCCCCCUCUUUGCAUUUGUACGUGUUGCCCCCUCAACCGGUCAGUUCAAAAGGGUACGUCUUGAUCCAAUCUUCAAAGCAGAGAAAAUUCGGGGUGCGGAAGAGAUAAUCCUUGCCCCCCCCCCUCAGUCUGAUGAAAUAAUCUUUUCACUCUGGUUCCUUGCUCUGCAAUAACUCGAGAAUAUGUUUCUCGAUCACGUGUUGGACUAGGAAAUCAAGAGAGCAAACACGAAUUUUAUUUAUUAAAAAAAUAAUAAUUCAGCUUCUAUGCUAUUGGCGGUGGUGGGGAAGGAGGGGUAAUAAGCUAAUUAUUUGAUCCCUAAAGCUAGUUUUACUUUUAAAACACACAGUAAGGAAGUUUUUCCUGAUGUUCAGCUGAAAUCUGGCUUCCUGUCACUUGAUCCCAUUUUUCAGUGUACACUUCUCGAUCAUCCCAGAGUGCAGGCCACAGCAUAAUGGGCUCAAGUUGCAGGAAGCCAGAUUUUAACUGAACAUCAGGGAAAAUUUCCUAACUUUUAGACUGGUAUGAGAGUGGAACCUCAGGAGGUGGUGGGCUCUCCAACCCUGGAGGCAUUCAAGGGGCAGCUGGACAGCCACCUAUCGGGGAUGCUUUAAUUUAGAUUCCUGCAUUGAGCAGGGGGUUGGACUGGCUGACCUUAGAGGCCCCUUCCAACUCUAUGAUUCUGUGAGUCAUACUCAGAGUAGACCCACUGAAAUUAAUGGACAUGACUAACUUAAGUCCGUUGAUUUCACCAGGUCUGCUCUUAAGGAAAGCUUAGUUGGAUUCAACCUCACACACACGCCAACAUCUCAUGACAGUUCUGAAAGAGGCACAAGUUCGGGCUUUGGGAGGAGAACCCAGAGUAAAUGGGGCAGUGUCAGCCCUACCUCUGACUGGUACCAGACACCCCACAAGAGGAUCGCCUUGAAAGUCCCUCGGGGGGGGGGGGACCCACAGAAAAACCCUUGGAUCUGACAGUGGAGACAGUGGAACCAUCUCUCUGUCCUCGAGACAGCCUGCACCAGAAGAGCUGUCAUAUGGCUUGUGAGUAAAGGGUUUCCUUGGGAGUAAGCAAUCCUGGACAUGCCUUCAGAACCAGCCGCUGGGAUUAGCGUUCAGCCUAGGAAGCAAGAGCGUAUAAGGCCUCCCAGUUGCUGGAAAUGCCACAAGCCUUUGGCAACUUGGCCCCCUAAGUCUAGAUCUCCCCCUUGGCUGGGUUGUAGCUUGCCUGAACUCCCUGCAAUAUUGACCGUGGCCAGCUGCCUGACCUUGCCUCCGGGUCACGUUUUGAAUCUGAACCUGCUUGACUCUGGCCUGUUUGGAGACUGCCGCACCUUCCACCCUGCUCUCGUCGGUGAGUGUUUUUGCUAAGAGGCUUAUACCUCUGGGGACCGGAACCCAAGGCCCUGAGGGCACCCAUAGGACCGUGACAAGGAGCCAGAGAGGGCAAUCCUGGCUUGGCCCACAGCAGUGUCCUUCUGGAAAAAUGGCUGCCCAGUAGCGCUUAGGCAAAGCUCAGCAGCCAGCGUGGAAGGAGGGAGAGGUCAAACUGCCUUCUUUCCAUGCUCAGAGGUAGUCUAGCUCUGAAUUGUCAGAUGCCAGGAAGCAAAGGGGAGGGCUGUUGCCUGUUGAUGGGCUUCUUGUUGCAGCACCUGGCUGACCACGGUUGGAGACUAGGCUACAGGGAAGUUUCAUUUCAUCCACUUUCCUUUUAGAGGAAGGUUUGCCCAUGUGGGACCAGCGGGUGCCCACCUGCUGCUGAAAUGAGGCUCGAAUGAAGCGUUCUUCUAUAGCUGGUAGCAGAGGUUGCGCUGUGUGCUCGCUUGCAGGGAAUACGCAUUUAAGUGCAGUCUGUUUACAGACACAGUUCAAAGUGCUGGUUAUGACCUAUAAAGUCCUAUACGGCUUAGGUCCAGGCUAUUUGUCAGACCGUAUCUCCCUAUAUGAACCUGCCCGGGCUCUGAGAUCUUCAGGAGAGACCCUUCUCAUGAUCCCAACACCUUCACAAGUGCGACUGGUGGGGACACGAGAUAGGGCCUUGUCGGUGGCUACCCCUAGGCUCUGGAACUCCCUCCCUAGGGAGGCAAGAAUGGCCUCCUCUGUGCAGUCCUUCCGCCGACAGCGAAAGACUUUUUUCGUCCGGCAGGCCUUUGGAACUGAAGGCUUUAGGGUAGUGACUGAAGAGGAUGCUGUAUGUUAUUGUUUUACUUUUAUGCUCCUAAACUGGGUUGCAGUAUUUUAAGAGUAUAUAUAAUUGGUUUUAACAUCUUAAUAGUUUAAUCGUGUUUUAAUGCUGAUUUUAUAUGUUUUAUAUUUUCAUAGGUUCUUAAUGAUAUGUACUUAUUUUUUUCUGGAAUCCGCCUUGAGUUCCAGUUUGGAAAAAGGGCUGGGUAUAAAUAAAGAUGAUGAUGAUGAUGAUGAUGAUGAUGAUAAAGUGUGCUCCUCAUGGCAAAGUGUGCCUUCAGGCCCCAAAAAGUUGGCAGCCCGUUUUUAGGUCUGCCAGCAACUACUGCCCACAAUGGAGCCUCCAUGGUUAGAAGCAGUUUACCUCCAAACAGACAAUUUAGUUAGAUCUGCAUUUUAAAACGAACCAACCGUUUCACACAUUGCAAAAAUUUGUACUUUUGGGGGGGGGCACCCCAUAUACAAAAAUGCAUAUUUUAAAGAAAAUUGCAAUGUAAAAUUACACACUUGUGUAGCUUUUGUAAGGAAAAGCCAACAGAAAAUGGGACAUAAUGGACUUAGGAUGAUCAAACACAUUUGGAUCCAAAUGUGAUAACCAGGCAAUGGGGGUAAUUUAGCAGGAAGCAGAAAUAUCCCGCUUGUAGGAUUUCAACAGAAGCGUCUGUCUGGCCCCUGCAGGAAAGCUGGAUUUUAAGAUGGUCCUAAGCCUAGCUGGGCUUUAAGGUCAUCAGAAUUUCUCUGCUGAUCAGGCCAAAGGCUGCCCAGCGGCCCGUUCUCAGUGGCCAACUGGAUACCCCAAAGGGAAGCCCCAAGCAAGAUAUUCUUAGGAAUGCUGUGGUUCUUUAAACAGCCACUAAACACACACAUGUCCACGCUAACCUUUCUUAUGACCCAAAGCGACCGCAAGGUCCAUUGGGGUGUACCCAGAAUCCGCUUCGAUUGUGAGAUCAGCACCCCAGGCUGAAAAGGCAGAGAAGAGAAAUCUUUUUAAGUUAUUAUUAUUUAUUAAAUUUAUAUCCCACCCUUCCCCCUAGGAACAGCCCAGGGCAGCAAACUAACACUCUAAAAGAUCUUAAAAACAGAUUUAAAAACGUCUUUAAAAAAACAUCUUAAAAAAGACCUUUAAAAGCAUCUUAAAAAGCAAGUUGGCUGGAAAGCUCCAAGGGCCAAUUACAUUUUUUGUGGUAGAUCCCCAUCCAGCAUCUCCUAACUCUCACCGAGCAAUCAGGGACAGCUACCCAUUGCUGGCAUACUCUGAACAUCUUGCUAGAGCCAUCAGCAGGCCUCCUUUGUAGCAUUUCGCCAGCUUCCUAAUUUGCGCAGACUGUUGGUGAGAGCUGUGCUUAAGCCACCUAUCACCAAUCCUGGGUCUCAUCCUUGUCACUCCAAAUGCUGCAUCACCUGUGUGUACCUCGGGGAGACAGCUACUUUUACAAGCACUAGGAGAGGCAGGACCUAUGACAUCAAACAGAACAUCGCCUGCAGGUCCUGCAAUAUAAUUUAUGUCAUCGAAUGCAAAAGACCAGGAUGUAGUACCCAAUACGUAGGUAAAACCACAACUGAGCGAUGCACACGCUUCAGAAACCACAAAUCGGCAAUCUUAAAAAAAGUGGAGCAACCAGUUACAAAACAUUUCAACACUGAGGGUCACAGCCUGUUGGACUUUUCUAUAACAGCGAUAGAGAUGCCAACAGAUCCAGCAGCAUUGACUAAAAGGGAGAACUUUUGGAUAUACUCUCUGGACACAUUGCCACCACAUUGCCUGAACCUGGAGGAGAGUCCCAGCAUCCCUUUGCUUCUGCAAAGAAAGCCCCUCCGAGCAAUCCAUCCUCGGAACUCUAUAACUGCCACCUUGGUAACAGCACUGGUAUAUUAUCAUAGAAUAGUAGAGUUGGAAGGGGCCUAUAAGGCCAUCAAGUCCAACCCCCUGCUGAUUAAGGCGGAAGUCAAAAUGUUUUGCUAGUGAAAUAAGAACCACACCUCGGCAAGUAGUAAGCAGGAGUCAGGUGACUCAAGCGGAACCAAUAGGACAUUACCCGGGCUUAUAAAAGUGCAGAAUCUGGCUCGCCUUCCCAGUCCAGAUAGCUCAGGUACAGGCUGCCCACUUCUCCCUCUCCCACUGGUAGCCGCCUACCCAGCUUACCUAGCAAGGCCUCGAUACACUUCACGUGGUUGCCCCGCACAGCAUAAAGGAGCGGAGUCCCACCAUUCUGCGGAGGAGAAGCAUUAGUGGCAAGGAGACAAGAAGGGGGGGCCGGAGGGAGGACUGCCCCUCUUAAAAAAGGCUGUGCCACUCAGUCGCUUGGCUUUAAGGGCCAUAGCUCAGUGGUUAGAGUACUUGCUAGGAAAGGUCUCCAGUCUGAAACCCUGGCGUUUUCAACAUCUGCUGAAAGACUUUUUCUUUUAAGCUUUGAGAAGCCUACCCAAGAGACUUUUUUAAAAAAAAAAAAUGGUUGAUUUUUAUCUAUGUAUGUAUCUUUUUAUUACAUCUACUUGUUUUUAUUGCUAAUCUUUAAUGAAGAUUUUAUACUAUUUUCUGUAAACCUUUUGAGUUAAUUUUUUUAUUAAACAUAGAAUCGUAGAGUUGGAAGGGGUCUCUAAGGCCAUCUAGUCCAACCCCCUGCUCAACACAGCAGUCCAACUUUAAGCAUCCCCGACAGGUGCCUGUCCAGCUGCCUCUUGAAGGCCUCCAGGGUUGGAGAGCCCACCACUUCCCUAGCUUGUUGGUUUCAUUGUCGUACCGCUCUAAGUUAGGAAGCUUUUCCUGAUGUUCAGCUGAAAUCUUACUAAAUGGUAUAUAAAUAGUUGCUAAAUAAAAGGGUUGUAUUCAAUAUGAAUCCUACUCUGAAUAGACCCAUUGAAAUUAACAAACAUGACUACCUUGGGUGGUACUCAGUGUAGGCCCAUUGAAGGUAACAGACAUGACUAACUCAGGUUCAUUAAUUUCAAUGGGUCUACUCUGCAUAAGACUUAGUGGACUGCAACGCCUUUAAGCUCACUGGGAUUGUAUCCCAGCACGCCAUUCUGCUCAUGCAAAACCAAACUCCUUCCUCUCCCUUGCAACCCCACCCACUGUACCCCUGCGUUGGAUACCAACCAUUGAUUUCAAUUGGCCUACUCUGAGUAGAACUUGGUUUGGUAUAACUAAAAAAUAGAUUAUAUUUUUUAAAAUGAGGUUGUAAUAAUAUUAACGAAUAUAUAUAAAUAGAUGAAAUGAUAUUUUUUUAAAAAAUUACAAAGGACCAAAUAACAGUUGGUUUGGAACUAUCAAACAAUAAUCAUUCAGUGGUCUGUUGACUGUAACAAACCCUGAAUUCUAAAAAAUAAACAGCUAGAUGCCAGGGAUUGAACCUGCAAAGCAACCACUCUGGCAAUGAGCAAUGGCCUCUUUCCCCUAAGGUUGUGACACCCCCCCCCCCCCGCAAGAAUAUAUCUCGUGAAUUUUUAGAUAUAUUUUAUCUGUCAUAUUCUUUUUUGUUUUGCAUAUGAUUUACUUUGUUUUCAUUUUAUGUACAUUGUUUAGGGAUUUAUUGCUGAAUUAUGUUACUGAAAAUGUGGAUUAUUG
This is a messenger RNA of Rhineura floridana, 12292 nucleotides long. It is a transcript of the gene NR2C2AP, whose product is annotated as nuclear receptor 2C2 associated protein. Lineage: Eukaryota; Metazoa; Chordata; Lepidosauria; Squamata; Rhineuridae. The transcript is spliced from 6 exons. Bases 263 to 685 code for a protein of 140 amino acids. The record is from RefSeq and is a predicted model, not a curated record.